Exaiptasia diaphana is the source of this 1278-nucleotide messenger RNA. Its product is annotated as trimethyllysine dioxygenase, mitochondrial-like. Gene Ontology annotation, biological process: carnitine biosynthetic process. The transcript has a single exon. Gene Ontology annotation, cellular component: mitochondrion. Gene Ontology annotation, molecular function: oxidoreductase activity. The record is from RefSeq and is a predicted model, not a curated record. Bases 1 to 1278 code for a protein of 425 amino acids. NCBI's taxonomy places the organism in Eukaryota, Metazoa, Cnidaria, Anthozoa, Actiniaria, Aiptasiidae.
AUGUUUGCCUCACUUUCCAGGUUUAGAAGGUUCUUGAGGUCUCAACAACUUGUUAAGUGGUCGUUUUCGCUUAGUCCACGCAGUCUCGCAAAUGUCGCAUCGUCUCAAAGCGAACGAAAGACUGUUAUUGACACGAAGCUCGAUAACCACUCGUUAUCUAUUCAGUGGGAGGACGGUAAUGCACGAUUUCACUACCUGUGGCUCCGCCAUCAUUGCCAAUGCAACAGCUGUGUGAACCCAAAGACCAAGCAACGAACCGUAGAUUUGACACUUAUUCCAAAGCAAAUGAAUCCUCACGAUGUCCAUGUUGAUUCUAAGUUGUUGAAGAUCAUUUGGAUGGAUGGACACCAGACCAUCUUUGAUGUUUCUUGGUUGAAAGAAAAUGCAUACGAUGGCGGAGGUCUUCUUUGCGAAAACCAACCAGAAACGAGAUUUGGUAGCAUUUCUCAUGAAUCAGACAUGACAUUAUGGGACCGAGAUGCAAUUGCUGGAAAACCUCCAAAAGAAUUCCUUUAUCGUGAUAUCAUUGCAAAUAAUAAGGAAGUUUUGCAAGAGUCAUUGAAUGACCUUUUUCGCUUUGGCUUCAUAUUUGUGAACGACACACCUACAGAUGAAGAAUCAACAUUGAAGAUUUGUCAAAGGAUUGUGGGUCCUAUUCGAGAAACACCUGAAGGCAGAGUGUAUGUAAUAGAAAACAAGGCGUUAAAAGACUCAGACCUCUCUCACUUCUCCAAUGCUUUACAAGGUCAUACUGAUUUCAGCUUCUAUAACGACCCCCCUGGAGUACAAGCUAUGCACUGUCUCCACCAUUACGGAACAGGAGGGAUGAGCUUGCUGGUUGACGGGUUCAAGGCAGCUAAAACUCUCUACCAAGAAAAUCCUGCGGCGUUUCAAAUCUUAUCAAGUUUUCCCUUGCGUUUUCUGAGCAGUCAUUUCUUCAUGCAAUCCCAAGGUACAAUUCUGGAGCUCGACCCUUUUACAAGAGCCCUCACAAGGGUUCGUUGGAACACUUCACGGUUUGGUCCACUUACAAAGUUGAACCUGAGUUUUGAAGAGAUGGAAAAGUUGUACCAAGCAAUACGAUUGUAUGGCUCCAUUGUUCGCAGAGAGGAAAACGAACUCUGGUUCAAGCUUACACCUGGAAAGGUUCUCUUAGUUGAUAAUCGGCGGGUUUUACAUGGAAGAUCAGCCGUUCAAGGGCCAAGGAAGCUCAUAGGAUACUAUGUGAGCAUGGAUGACUACAUCGGGAAAUGGAAGGAAAAUAGAAUGAAAACAUAA